AUGGGCGAGGUGCGUCUCCGCCGCCAGGGCGCAGCGCCCGCAGCAGCCUCUCCAGCCCCCAAAGCUUCGCCCACCCGCCCGCACGACAAGAAGCGCCCUCGCCGCCGCUUCCACGCGUCGCUGCCGCGCGGCUGGCUCGUGCUCGCGGGCUUCGCGGCCUUCUACGCGUCGGCCUUCGCGGUCGUGACCUUCUGGCACACGUGGUUGCCGGCGCCCAAGGGGCAGGACGCGCCCGCCGACGAGUUCUCGGAGGCCCGCGCGCGCGUGGUGCUGGAGCAGAUCAUGAGCUUCGGGUACCGCCCCGUGGGCACCCGAGCCAACGAGGAGCUGACGCCCAAGUACCUGCUGCAGCAGAUCGAAGAGAUCAAGGCUACCAAAGCUGACGGGGUAGGCGUCGAGGUGGACGUGCAAAGGCCCUCGGGGGCCUUCGGCCUGGACUUUAUCGCCCAGUUCCAGAACAUCUACGCCAACGUGACCAACAUCCUCGUCAAGGUCUCGCCGCCCGACGCCUCGCCCGAGGCGCUCAACAACUCGCUGAUGAUCUCGUCCCACUACGACGCGGCGAUUGGCGGCGCGGCGGCGUCGGACGACGGCGUGAACAUCGCCAUCAUGGUGGAGCUGCUGCGGCUGUUCGUGCUGCACCCGCCCCAGCACGCCACGCUCGUGUUCAACUUCAACGGAGCCGAGGAGACCAUCAUGCAGGCGGCGCACGGGUUCAUCACGCAGCACCCGUGGACGGACACCAUCCGAGCCUUCAUCAACCUGGAAGCGGCAGGUGCUGGAGGCCGCGAGCUGCUCUUCCAGACGGGCAGCGACGAGCUCGCACUCGCUUAUGCUCAAGGAGCCAAGUAUCCACACGCAAGCAUCAUUGCACAGGAGUUGUUCCAGUCGGGCAUUAUCCCCGCGGAUACAGACUACCGGAUCUACCGUGACUUCGGCUACGUCGCUGGCAUGGACUUCGCCUACAUCGCUAACGGCUACGUUUACCACACGGAGCUGGACGACGUGUCUCGCAUCCAGCAAGGUGCAGUGCAGCGUCUGGGAGAGAACGUCAUCGGUGUGGUGAACCAGUUGGGCAACGAGCCUGGGCGCUUGAAGAAAGUGUCGGAAAACCCGCAGAGCUCUAACACGUUCUUCUCGGACGUCAUGGGCCUUACGAUGGUGACUGCGAGCAAGGAGACGACGUUCGUUCUCUGUGGUGGAGUGCUUCUGCUGGCGGUGAUCUACCUCCUGCUUUCCAAUGUUUCGUUCUCGGAGCGGUUGACCGCCUUUGUGCUGAUUACACGAUGCUUCGGCGCCGCAAUUGCCUCGUCAUUGACGGUGGCUAUCCUGCUGAGUCUGUAUGCCCCUCUUCCGUGGUACUCCCAGCCGUACCUGGCAGGCGUGCUCUUCCUCUCGCCGGCGCUCGCAGGAAUGCUGCAUCAACUGGCAUCGGUGCUGGAGAAGAAGGACGGCAAAGUGACCCCCGAAGCGCUGUGGCGCCUUGAAGAAAGUCUCUUUGAGGCCAUGAUGUGCAUUUGGAUGGGGGCGUUGGCGAUCUGCAUGCAGCUGGGCCUGAUCUCGAGUUACGUUCUGGCAGUGUGGAUCUUCUUCCCGUUGGUGGGGCAGGUGCUGUGCCAGCUAUUACAGCGAGUCCGCAUCUACUCGUCGACCAUGUACAUCUGCAUCUCGCUUGGCGCAAUGAUCAUCCCCGUGAUCCAUACGAUGUGCUGCUUUGCGAUCGCGCUGAUGUUCUUUAUCCCGUUACUUGGGCGGAGUGGGCCAGUGGUGCCCCCGGACGUGGUGCUUUCGCUCUUGAUGUGCAUCAUCCUCGUGAUCAUGGUUUCGUAUUCAGGUCGCGUGUUUUGCUUCCUUCCGGCGAAGCAGCUCAAACGGGUUCGGGAUGUUUUCAUCCUUCUCACCGUGGCUUCAACCGCGUAUGCAUCGAUCCGCAACCCUUACUCUGAUAUUUGCCCGAAACGUAUCAUGCUUCAGCACGUUCAGCGUGAAGUUGUGCUUCCCAACGGAGACGUACAGACCGAUUCGGGGCUUUGGAUCAACUCGCUUGACUUCCGCGGACCAGAUCCUAUCAAGAGCAACCUAGCCAACACGCAAUGGAGGGAUGCCCGCAUGCAAGUUGCCCCUGAAGAGCUGCACGAGCAGGCAGAAGUGUACGGUCACAUGCCGUGGUCUCUUCCAGUGAAGCACAUGCUUCCUGAAGACAAGUCUUGGUACCUCCCGGCUGCUGCACCCGCCAUUCCGAGCGAUGCCCCUAAAGCCAAGCUGGAGGUCCUGUUGUCAACGUAUUCGGCGGAGUCGGAUCGGCGCAAGAUCCACUUAUUCUUCACGGGGCCAUCUCACAUGAACCUCUUCAUUGAUGCCAAGAAGACCAAAUUGACUUCAUGGUCGAUGGGAAAUGGUGUCAGCGGGCCAGUGGCGGAGACUGAGGACGCGUACAUUCUGCAGUUCUGCAGCGGCACCGUUCCGUCAAGUUACCACUUCUGGAUCGAGGCGGAGUCCAACAAGCCGAUUGACGUGGCCUUCGUCGGCCACUUCCUCGAAGUCACGACUCCUGAGAUGAAGGAGUUCUCCGACGUGCUGCCAUCCUGGACCGUUGUUGCUUCCGCCGUGUCCACAUGGACGAAGAUGCAGAUCUAGAAGUCUUCCUGACCCCCUCACGUGUGUUCGUAUGCUCUUCGGUAUUUUUUAAAGAAAACUUACAAUACCGGUAGGCAUUUUUUUCACUAUCGGACGCGUGU
Molecule: messenger RNA, 2738 nt
Organism: Phytophthora sojae
Lineage: Eukaryota; Oomycota; Peronosporomycetes; Peronosporales; Peronosporaceae
Exons: 6
Coding region: 1-2637 (878 amino acids)
Biological process (GO): proteolysis
Molecular function (GO): metalloexopeptidase activity
Source: RefSeq, a predicted model, not a curated record